AUGAAAAAGUGCCUUUUUCUAAACAUUGUUCUGCAAAUUGUAAUAUUACGGGCAAAUGCAGACGGUGACUCAAGUGAACCACUAUUCCUUACUCCACUCCUCGAGCGCGGUGACGUGACUGAGGCGCGGCGGUUGGCGCGCGUGCCGCUCCUCCACGACCUACACGUCGAGAGCUAUGCCGGCUUCUUCACCGUCGACAAAACCUACGACUCCAAUCACUUCUUCUGGUACUUUCCGAGCAUGUCCACUGAAAGGGACAACGACCCAGUCAUCUUGUGGUUGGAAGGAGGACCAGGCGGUUCAGGUCUGAUCAAUAUCUUUAUGGGAAAUGGACCGGUUUAUCUGAAGAACCACACGUUCAUACCCAAAGAGCACAAUUGGGUUCUGAACCACCAUAUGAUCUACAUAGACAACCCAGUGGGCGCUGGCUUCAGCUUCACUAAACAUAACGAUGGCUAUUGCACAAAUGAGACACAAAUCGCUGAACAUCUGUACUCCAGCCUGACUCAGUUCUUCCAGCUCUUCCCAGGGCUGCAGCGGAAUGAGUUCUUCAUCGCGGGAGAGUCAUACGGCGGGAAGUAUGUCCCGGCUCUAGGCUACGCUAUUCACAAGAAGAACCCCACAGCGAAAAUCAAAAUAAACCUCAAAGGUUUAGCUAUCGGUAAUGGUAUGACCGAUCCUGAAAACCAGUUAAAUUACGGGGAGUUCUUAUAUCAAAUAGGUCUUAUUGAUUUAAAUCAUCGAAAAAUAUUUGAAGAAUACGAAGCUAAGACAGUGAAUUAUAUUAGAAACGGCCAGUGGAUCCAAGCCUUCAACACUUAUGCCGCUCUUAUUCUCGAAGAUAAUUCCUUAUUCAACAAUUUUACUGGAUUCGAUGAAUAUUAUAAUCUCUUACACACAGAAUUUAAAGAAGUUGAUUCUAAUGUUAAAGCUGAAUUCCAGUUUAUAUUGAAACAAUACGCUUUUCGAAAAGCUAUCCACGUGGGAAAUCUGACGUUCCAUGACAGUUCCUUAUUGAAGAAGAUUUUACAAGCAGAUAUAAUGAAGUCAGUCGCUCCGUGGUUGUCUGAGCUAUUGAAUCACUAUUAUUGUUUGGUUUACACGGGACAGUUGGACAUUUUAUUUGCCUAUCCCUUGACACUCAACUACUUGCAGAAGCUGAACUUCAGUGGUUCUGAGGAGUACAAGACCGCGAAGCGUUCGAUCUGGCGCGUGGACGGGGAGGUAGCGGGGUACGCCAAGCAGGGGGGGAGGUUGGUGGAGGUGCUGGUCCGGGACGCCGGGCACGCGGUAAUAUGGGACAAGCCCAAGUGGGCAAUGGAUAUGAUCCAACGUUUUACCCAUAAUACAAAACAUUGGGACAGCUAG
Cydia fagiglandana is the source of this 1368-nucleotide messenger RNA. Its product is annotated as venom serine carboxypeptidase-like. The transcript has a single exon. The record is from RefSeq and is a predicted model, not a curated record. Gene Ontology annotation, biological process: proteolysis. Lineage: Eukaryota; Metazoa; Arthropoda; Insecta; Lepidoptera; Tortricidae. The coding region runs from base 1 to 1368 and encodes 455 amino acids. Gene Ontology annotation, molecular function: serine-type carboxypeptidase activity.